AUGAUGCACUACUCAAACUGGCUUAUUGGCGUGAAAAACAGGGCAAGUCUUCGAAAUGCAUGCAAAACACCGCCUAACACCGACUGGAACAAUAAGGGGAACGUUGUGGACGUGCGGAAUAACAAUCCGCUGCCUAACGAAAAGACAGCCGAGCGAAUGGUCACCACCCACCUCUGGAAAAAAGGCUACAAAAUAAUCAAGAAAAUCGGGGAGGGCACAUUUUCAGAGGUGGUGAAGACACAGAGCCUUAAAGAUGGGAAGUUUUACGCAUGUAAAACCAUGAAGCAGACAAUUAACAGUAUGGAGCAGGCCAACAACCUGCGGGAAGUCCAGGCAAUGAAGAGACUGAGCCCGCAUGCAAACAUCAUCCAGCUACAUGAACUGAUUUUUGACAAAGAAACUGGAACCGUGUCUUUGAUUUGUGAGCUGAUGGAGAUGAACAUCUAUGAGUUCAUACAAGGAAGAGAAACGCCACUGCCUGACCAUACAGUAAAGAACUACAUGUACCAGCUCUGCAAGUCGCUUGAACACAUGCACAGCUGUGGGAUCUUUCACAGGGAUGUGAAGCCAGAAAACAUCCUGAUCAAACAAAAUGGUCUGAAGCUUGGCGACUUCGGCUCGUGUCGGAGUGUGUACUCCAAGCCUCCACACACAGAGUACAUCUCCACGCGCUGGUACAGAGCCCCAGAGUGCCUCCUCACUGAUGGCUACUAUAGCCUAAAGAUGGACAUGUGGAGUGCUGGUUGUGUCUUCUUUGAGAUCAUGAGUUUAAAUCCUCUCUUUCCUGGAGCCAAUGAGUUGGACCAGGUUGCCAAGAUCCACGAUGUGCUGGGGACACCAGAUGAAAGCAUCCUUCAGAAGUUCAAGCAGUCUAGAGCGAUGCAUUUCAACUUUCCCCCUAAGAAAGGCACCGGUAUCUCACGGUUAAUCCCCAGCUGCCCGGCUCCGGCUCUGUCACUGCUCUAUCAGAUGCUUGCGUAUGACCCCGAUGAACGCAUCACUGCAGAAACAGCCCUGCGGCACACAUACUUUAGGGAAAUCAGGCUGGCAGAGAAAAAAGCUGAGAGUCUUCACAGACUUUCUGGGACUAUAGAUGGAGUGGAGAGUAGUGGGAUGCUCAACUCCUUAGACCACAUCUGGCGCCCAACCAGACUUGGCAAGCAGCUGAGGGGAAGACACACAAGGCAGACACCUUUAAUGAGCCACAACAUGAAGCAUGUAGCAGAGCCCCUCAUCAGACGCAACAUCCCUCAUUAUCCAGCAGAGCUGCCCAAGCUCAACAUGGUCCUACCAGGACCGCUGAUCACCUCCCCAGUCUCCACCAUGCCUGCUUUCGCCGUCACCCACCGAGGCUCACUGCCAGCCAUCACGUCGAAAAAGUGCCAGUCACGGUUGGCCAAGCCCCGGGAUGAGUCACACCACGCAGCUUUCAAGACCUACUACAUGCCACCUCUGGAUAGGAAACAUGGAGGCUACUGAGAGCCACAUACACCCGCAACAUUUGAUUAAAAUUGCCUUUUUAAAACAGACAUGGGAGGACAAUAUUUUGACAGGCCUGAUG
Molecule: messenger RNA, 1561 nt
Organism: Chelmon rostratus (copperband butterflyfish)
Lineage: Eukaryota; Metazoa; Chordata; Actinopteri; Chaetodontiformes; Chaetodontidae
Product: MAPK/MAK/MRK overlapping kinase-like
Exons: 12
Coding region: 1-1479 (492 amino acids)
Biological process (GO): intracellular signal transduction; protein phosphorylation
Cellular component (GO): nucleus; cytoplasm
Molecular function (GO): ATP binding; protein serine/threonine kinase activity
Source: RefSeq, a predicted model, not a curated record